Messenger RNA from Lodderomyces jiufengensis, 885 nucleotides. RefSeq names its product aldo/keto reductase. NCBI's taxonomy places the organism in Eukaryota, Fungi, Ascomycota, Pichiomycetes, Serinales, Debaryomycetaceae. The record is from RefSeq and is a predicted model, not a curated record. The transcript has a single exon. Gene Ontology annotation, molecular function: oxidoreductase activity. The coding region runs from base 1 to 885 and encodes 294 amino acids.
AUGGCUGAAUUAAAAGUUAAUACUAAAAAAUUUAAAUUAAAUAAUGGAGUUGAAAUUCCAGCAGUUGGUCUUGGAACUUGGAGAUCAGAACCAGAAGAUGCUUAUAAAGCUACAAAAUUAGCCUUAGAAAAUGAUUAUCAUCAUAUUGAUACUGCAAGUGCUUAUGGUAAUGAAGAAGGUGUUGGUAAAGCUAUUUCAGAAUCAAAAGUUCCAAGAGAAAAUAUUUUUGUAACUACAAAAUUAUGGAAUACUGAUCAUAAUAAAGUUGAAGAAGCAUUAGAUGAAUCAUUAAAAAAAUUAAAAUUAGAUUAUGUUGAUCUUUAUUUAAUACAUUGGCCAGUAAAUACUGAUUCAGAAGAUAUUAAAGAUCCUUCACAAUAUGAAGAUUAUAUUGAAACUUGGAAAUCAUUACAAAAAAUUUAUAAAGAAGGUAAAAAAGUUAAAGCAAUUGGUGUUUCAAAUUUUACAAUUAAAAAAUUAGAUAAAUUAUUAAAUGCUGAAGGUGUUGAUGUUGUACCAGUUAUUAAUCAAAUUGAAGCUCAUCCAUUAUUAACUCAACCUGAAUUAGUUAAAUAUUUAACAAGUAAAGAUAUUUAUAUUACUGCCUAUUCACCAUUAGGUUCAAAUGAUUCACCAUUAUUUAAGAAUGAAACUGUUUUAGAAAUUGCUAAAAAGAAUAAAGUUGAACCUGCUCAAGUAUUAAUUUCAUGGGCUGUUCAAAGAAAUUCAAUUGUUAUUCCAAAAUCAGUUCAUGAAGAAAGAAUUAAAUCAAAUAUUGAAACUUUUACUUUAUCUGAUGAAGAUUUUAAAGCAUUAAAUGAAAUUAAUGAAAAAGAUGGUCCUAAAAGAACUAAUGAUCCAGGAUUCAACAAUUAUGAUGAUUAA